Selaginella moellendorffii is the source of this 2204-nucleotide messenger RNA. Its product is annotated as glycine-rich domain-containing protein 1-like. NCBI's taxonomy places the organism in Eukaryota, Viridiplantae, Streptophyta, Lycopodiopsida, Selaginellales, Selaginellaceae. The record is from RefSeq and is a predicted model, not a curated record. Bases 87 to 2204 code for a protein of 705 amino acids. The transcript is spliced from 11 exons.
UAGAUCUAUAGAGAAGUUUCUUCUCGUGAGAUGAGAAGCAUUGCUGUGUUUAAGCGUUUCUUCUCGAUUCGCGAACUCACAAACCAAUGGCAGCAUCGCCGCCCCAAGUGAAUCGCGAAUGGUCCGGCGCUCAAGAGAUUUCACUCUCUUUGGAUGUUGUAGCGGCUGCGAGAACUCACCUGGAGUUUCUAUCGGUGGUACACGCGAAUUACAAGCUUUUUGAGGAGCCUGCUUUAAACAGAGCGAUUGAGAGUUCUUCGUCAAGACUCCUUCCACCACUUGACUGCGAAUGGAUUUGGCACUGCCAUCGCUUGAAUCCAAUCCAAUAUGCCGAGGAUUGCCAAAGACUUUUUGGAAAAAUAGUGGACGCACCUUGCCUGGAGAAGUCCGAGAAUGCUCUUCAACAAAGUAUGGUUGCUUGGACUUCCAGCUUUCCAGAUGAACCGUAUGAACUCGACCUUUCUGGCGAAGAGAAAAUCUCUUUGACUAGACCAUCGUACUCCGGAAGAUCGAGUGGCAUCUCCUACAACUUGGCCGAUGCGGUUCUCAGGCAGAAAAAGUUUUACUAUCAGGUUUCCGGGCCGCACUACGUUGACGAGAACUUCUUACGCGCUGCGGUUGCUCGAUACAAGGCGUUUCUCCAUCUCGUCGUCCGACACACAUCCGCAGCAUCGGUGUUCUUAGUUCCCACUUACGACAUUGAUUUGAUAUGGCACACGCAUCAACUUCAUCCUAUGAGUUACAGCAGCGACCUCACACGGUUAUUUGGAAGGAUCUUCGAGCACGAUGAUACGGACAGUAACAGAGAUCCCGGAGGAAAAUUGGACAAAGGAUUCGCAAAAACUCUUUCUCUGUGGGAAUCUUUAUAUGAUUUGCCAUACGAGAAGGCAGGGUGCAUGUAUAGAGGGGAGCCGCCAGCAGCGAUUUCGGGAACGAUUGCUUAUGAUCCCACCAAGCUCGCGAGUCUCUCUUGCAGAACCAAGGUUUCACUGAAAGCCAGGAACACUAUCCAGGUUCGUCUCUCCGUGCGAGGUUCCAAAGGUUUACCGCAGGAUGGCAGCGUCUCUUUCGUUUUCAGCAUGCUAAAGCAAACAAGUUUUGAGCUCCAUAGCAAAAAGCGCGAAGGCUCAUCGCCGAGGAAUGUAGUUUCGUCCAUGACACCCGAGCUAUCCACCGAGGGGCUUGUGAUCACAGCUCGGCAGAAGGGGAUGUUCACGUCCAAAACGCUGGGACGACUCGUCAUUCCGUGGAAAAACCUCAGCGAUUCCGAGACGCAGUCGCUUGGCGGCUGGUUUCCAAUGCAAGACACAAAGAAGGACCGAGAAGUGUCGGUGCUGGUUUAUAUCUCCGCUACUCCUCCGGUCACUGCGAAUUAUCUCUUGAGAAGCGUGAGAGUGAGAGACACUGGAGAAGAUGGAGCCACUCGCAGCAGUUUUAGUUCUCAAGGCGUGUGGAUAACAAGGACUGUCUUCGAUCAUGCCAACAAGGAAUGUUUCGUCAUUCGUUGCCGAUACAAACGUGAAGGAGGUAAACGUCUCGCAGACGCUGAUAAAGUCGUGAAUGUUCAUCGGACAUACAAAGGCUCCCACUCCGUUGAUGGUGAGGUUCUUGGAUCUGCAAGGCAGCUCGAGAGACCAUCCAAGGACUCACGAAGGUGGUCUCUUCUGGACGAUGCCAUAGUUUUAGUCGUGGAAAAGGACGCGAGUGACAAGCAGUGGAACACGAGACCAGGAAUGAGCUUGAAUAUGGAGAUUAAGUCCGAGGACUGUCCAAUCGCGCUUCUUCCCGGUCGGCACUUGGAGUUUUCUGUGCCUGGAUCAUCGGACCAAAUGGAAGCAUGCUUUGUGACAAUGGUGAGAUUCACAAGCGACGCACCUCAAGGGAAAGCAACAGCGCUCAUCAACUGGCGCUCCGGUGGCAUGGAGAUUGAUCCCAACGAGGAUGUGCUACUUGUGCUCCUUUUUUCCGCAACCAUAAGCAUGUCCGUGUCUGAUAUUCUUGGCAAAGGAAUUCCUCCGUGGGCAAAACCAAGAGCUUUGGAAGAAGAUCAAGAUCACUGGGGUGCCGUGAAGAUCGACCAUGAUGGUCUUGGUGGUGAAAUCUAUUCUUGGUACAAUGAUGGUUUCUCCUAUGUUGGUGGCUGUGGUAUUAGUGCUGGCGGCGGUUGUGGUGGUGGUGGCUGUGGCGGUGGUGCCAGUUCAUGA